CAGUGAAAUGAGAUAUAGACUUGCUGAUAGCCUGGAUGCCAGUCCAUAUGUUGUACACAGACAUGUUGGCAUGCUAACAACGUUGGGGUAGUUUAAGGAUCACCAGUUCUUUUAUCAGUAGACCUUUGGGAAAAGCCGAAAGAAACAACAGCAAGCUCUGAGACUAGCUGACCAAAGGAGGUGAAGAUGGAUGCUGUAAUGGUUGUUAGAACAAGUACGCACGAUGUUGUUGCUUCGCAGUGUUCAGAUGUUUUGUUAGAUUGUCAGUUCGUUCCUGAUGUCAUGCCGAUAAACUUUGGUAUUCUCUUUGUCACUUGGAAAUUUCAAGGCCAAAAUGUUGCAGUGUUUGAUGAGAAGGUAGAAAACAAGUGGAGUACAGCGCAACUUUUUCCUGAAGAGCUGAAAAAAGGGAAUGCCUCACUGUUGCUUAGACGUGUUGAAAAAAGUAUGGAGGGGCAGUACGUGUGUGAGGUUUUGUAUGCUCCAGACAAAGAAUCUGUUAAACCUACUCUGAAAGUUACAGGUCAGGGGAAAGAUUGUUCACACCCUUCAUUAUCCAUGGACAGUAGAAGACAAGGAGAACACAAUGGCAUAGGCAGGUCUGAAGGAGAGCGAACUGUACUAGCGUUUGUUGGAAUGUUGCUAGCCUUGUUACUACAAUAGUGGUGGUUCUGCUUUUAAUCGGGUUUUCCGGACCUCUCUGCAGCGUGAACAUUUCUGCUAACACAAACAUUUUGAUUCUCACCCAUGUUAAGCUGACAGUAAAACUGAGGAAGAGGAGAAGCAGAAUAUACCAUUCAUCAAUAUUUUACGUUUGCAGUUUGAGCUGUUUUCUAACUUUGGAAAUGACCACCUGAUGUUCUUCGUGUUUCACUGUUGCAGUCAUAACUGUAGGGUACUCCUGCCGGCAGGCAG
Protopterus annectens (West African lungfish) is the source of this 915-nucleotide messenger RNA. Its product is annotated as leukocyte surface antigen CD47-like. NCBI's taxonomy places the organism in Eukaryota, Metazoa, Chordata, Ceratodontiformes, Protopteridae. Bases 187 to 663 code for a protein of 158 amino acids. The record is from RefSeq and is a predicted model, not a curated record. The transcript is spliced from 4 exons.